Messenger RNA from Daucus carota subsp. sativus, 2130 nucleotides. RefSeq lists its product as uncharacterized. NCBI's taxonomy places the organism in Eukaryota, Viridiplantae, Streptophyta, Magnoliopsida, Apiales, Apiaceae. The coding region runs from base 353 to 1786 and encodes 477 amino acids. The transcript is spliced from 8 exons. Gene Ontology annotation, molecular function: protein binding. The record is from RefSeq and is a predicted model, not a curated record.
AUCGACAUCGAUAGGUAAUAUUUUAUCAUAAACAGUUUGAAUCCGGACUCGAAACAAAGUUGAGGCGGACGCCAAACGCAUCGGAUAAACACACACAACACCCUCUCUCUCUCUCUCUCUCCAUCUUCACUCUCUCCCUUCGCCGGAGAUACACACAUCCAACUACACAUCUAUAAUAAUCCCUAGUUCCAGAGAGAUCGAGAGAGAGAGGUAUAUGCUCUGUGGGGACAAUACAACUCACUUGAAAAGCCCCAAUAGUAGCUAGGGUUUUACGAUUUACACACCCAAAUCACUUCAAAUCGAUGUGUUUUUUGUGAAAUUCAUUGUUACGAGGCCUUGAUUUAAUUUCUAAAUGGACGGACGGCGAAUUACAGCUACCAGGCGGCCGUGCUGUGGGCGGCGUGUGGUGGCCAAGAAACGACAGCGUAGCGGGGUCGAUGGGUUUGUUAACAGUGUUAAGAAGCUUCAAAGGCGAGAGAUCUGUUCCAAGCGUGAUCGAUCUUUUAGUAUGAGCAAUGCGCAGGAGAGGUUUCGGAACAUUCAUUUGCAGGAAGAGUAUGACACCCAUGACCCGAAGGGGCAUUCUUCUAUGGUGCUACCUUUUUUAAAGAAGAGGUCAAAAGUUAUUGAGAUAGUUUCUGCGCAGGACAUUGUCUUUGCUCUUGUGCAGUCUGGUGUUUGUGCUGCAUUCAGUCGAGAAACCAAUCAGAGGAUAUGCUUUCUGAAUGUUAGUCCUGAUGAAGUUAUUCGGAGCUUGUUUUACAAUAAAAACAAUGAUUCUCUCAUCACUGUUUCAGUCUAUGCAUCAGACAACUUCAGCUCCUUGAAAUGCAGAACCACUAGGAUCGAGUACAUUCGACGUGGUAAACCCGAUGCGGGCUUCCCUCUCUUUGAGUCCGAGUCGUUGAAAUGGCCUGGCUUUGUCGAGUUUGAUGAUGUUAAUGGGAAAGUACUCACUUAUUCUGCACAAGAUAGCAUUUACAAGGUCUUUGACCUGAAAAACUAUACAAUGCUUUACUCCAUCUCGGAUAAAAAUGUACAAGAAAUCAAGAUCAGCCCAGGAAUAAUGUUGUUGAUAUUUACAAAAGCGAGUGGUCAUGUUCCUCUUAAGAUCCUCUCAAUAGAAGAUGGAUCUGUUCUUAAAUCUUUUAAUCAUCUUCUUCAUCGCAACAAAAAGGUGGAUUUUAUCGAGCAGUUCAACGAAAAGCUUCUCGUUAAGCAAGAAAAUGAGAACUUACAGAUUCUAGAUGUACGGAAUUCUGAGCAAACGGAAGUCAGCAGAACUGAAUUUAUGACUCCAUCAGCAUUCAUUUUUCUGUAUGAAAACCAAUUGUUCCUGACGUUCAGGAACCGAACAGUUGCUGUCUGGAAUUUUCGAGGGGAGCUUGUGACUUCAUUUGAGGAUCACCUUUUGUGGCAUCCUGAUUGCAACACCAACAACAUAUAUAUCACAAGUGACCAGGAUCUUAUUAUAUCUUAUUGCAAAGCUGAUUCCGAUGACCCACUGCUUGAAGGAACUGCUGGUUCGAUAAACAUCAGUAAUAUCUUGACGGGGAAAUGCUUAGCCAAGAUAAAAGCCACCAACAGCCUUCCGCCCGAGGAUUGCAGUUGUAGUAGCAAGUGUAGUGGGAUUCAAUGCAAGUCCAGUAAGCGGAUCCGAGCUUCUAGGAUUAGAAGCACGGUUGCAGAUGCAUUGGAAGACAUCACUGCUCUUUUUUAUGAUGAAGAACGGAAUGAGAUAUAUACUGGUAACAGGAUUGGCAUGAUUCAUGUCUGGUCUAACUGAAGUUGCUCUUUUGUGCUCACUUCAGAUUUUAUGAUGGCUACCCAGCUGGUCAAGUUUGCCCACAGGCCCGGAGUGAGAGCGACCUUCAGUAAAAAAUCUGGUGUUGAAGUUGAUUCAAAGUUGUUUUGUGUCUGACUGUUCAUUGCCCUUGUAGUUUAUAGUACCCUCUUUCAUAUUCCCCCCCUCUAUUAGGGGUAGUCUGUGUUAUUCUUUUUAUAUUCUAUGAAUAGCGCAUAUAGGGUGUUUGCAGGGUGAGAAUUGAGAUGUUGAAACGUAACUUGCUGUUGUAGUUGUGCUUUAUGAAAUGGGGUGACUUUUUAAAUGAAGUUUCAUGUGAUUGCCUA